CCGCAGAUCUUUUAAAUACAAACUACAGGGUACAGAUUACAGACACAAAAAUACAGAGUAGUACAUAUUUAAUUGUUCCAACUUCUACAUUACCUAGAUCUACCAAGUGUUAUUGUUUUCAUUAUUGCUAAGUACCAGAUUCCAUACAUUCCUAACCUUAUAACAAUUACAUAAUAGGUAUAUUGUUUUUAAUCAAAGAAAUAUGUUUGCAAUUUCGCGUAUUUUGAUAACCGCAACCAGAAUUUCUCGUGUGCAGAUAAGAAAAUGGCACUACAUAACUUCAGAUGCAUCAGUAAAAAAUAUACGCCAUAUAAAAUGUAUGAAAACGGACUCAGAUUCAAGAUUCCAUACAACAAAAAUAAUUGAUUCUCAGCAUGUAGCUAAUUAUGAGGAUGUUGUUGAUAGUCUUAAUAAUCCCAAAACACUUAUUAUUGACGUAAGAAAUCCAGAAGAAGUUCAGUCUACAGGCCAGAUUCCAUCGAGUGUCAACAUUCCAUUGGACAGCUUACAGCAAGUUCUGACUAACAUGUCUAAAGAAGAAUUCAAAAAGCUCUUUCAUCGUUCCAAACCGACACAAUCUGAUGAAAUCAUAUUUUAUUGUAAAUCAGGUAAAAGAGCUAGCAAGGCACUAGAAACAGCUUUGGCUCUUGGAUACUCAGAGUCUAAAAAGUAUUUGGGCAGUUGGGAUGAGUGGUCUAGCAGACAGUGAUUAAAAUUUUAUAAAUG
Messenger RNA from Zerene cesonia (dogface butterfly), 726 nucleotides. Its product is annotated as rhodanese domain-containing protein CG4456-like. NCBI's taxonomy places the organism in Eukaryota, Metazoa, Arthropoda, Insecta, Lepidoptera, Pieridae. The transcript has 4 exons. Bases 203 to 709 code for a protein of 168 amino acids. Gene Ontology annotation, molecular function: thiosulfate-cyanide sulfurtransferase activity. Gene Ontology annotation, cellular component: mitochondrion. The record is from RefSeq and is a predicted model, not a curated record.